AUGUGGAGGCGGCCCGGCUCACGCGAGGAGGCGGUGCGUGCGCUGGAGUCGCAGCUUCAGAAGUCGGCACACGCCUGGAGCCGCGAGCAGGACGACCUGCUCGGCCAGAAGAAGCAGCAGGCGCAGCAGCAGCUGGAGGAGCACCGAGCCGAGCUGGAACGGCUGCGGGGCGAGGCCUCCUCGCACGGCCAGCUGUCUCGCUCCAGCGUCGGCGCCCUACACACGGACAUCUCCCGGCUCCGCACGCAGAUGGAGGACAAGGCGAUCACCCACGAGAAGGAGGUGGCGUCACUCUCCCAUCAGAUCCUGGACGCGCAGCGCCAGCGUGACUUGACGGACGCGGCGCACGGCCAGGUCAAGGUCAAGCUCAAGGUCACGGAGGAGCACCGCGAUAGGCUGGAGCGUGACCUCACCGAACUCAACCGCAAGCUGAGCGAAGUGGAGACCCAAAACGCUGACUGCAACCGCUCUUUGGCGGACACCAAGCGGGCUUUGCAGAGGCUGAACAUGAGCUGGCAACUUCUGGACGGCGCGCAGGAGAGCUCGGCCAAACAGAGCCACGAGCUGCGCACCCAGCUGCGCGACCUGGAGCGGCAGGACGCCAACGACACGCACAAGAACGACAUCCACAACCUGCAGGUCCAGAUGCGGGACCUGGAGGCGGUGCGAGAGGGCCUGCAGAAGCAGCUGGCCGAGUGCCGCGCCACCGGUCACCGGCUCGAGGAGGACAAGGAGAACCUCGAGAUCCGACUGAGCGCCUCCAGCCAGGAGGCCACCGACCUCAAGGUGCGCCUGGUGGCCUGGGAGGAGGCCAACAAGAAGCGGGAGCGCGAAACCAAGGCCCUGCAGGAACGGCUGGUGCGGCUCGAGACGGCCAACACCAAGCUUCAGCUGGAGAAGGAGGUGCUGGAGGACAAGCUGGGCAUGCUGCGCAGCCAGGAGAGCCAGCAGGAGGAGGAGCGACGCGCGCUGCGCCACAGCCUGGAGACGGUGGAGCAGCAACGUGGCCAGACCGGCCAAUAG
Messenger RNA from Pollicipes pollicipes, 1023 nucleotides. Its product is annotated as golgin subfamily A member 5-like. The record is from RefSeq and is a predicted model, not a curated record. The coding region runs from base 1 to 1023 and encodes 340 amino acids. NCBI's taxonomy places the organism in Eukaryota, Metazoa, Arthropoda, Thecostraca, Pollicipedomorpha, Pollicipedidae. The transcript is spliced from 12 exons.